UAAAUGCGCACCGACCGUUUUUACACGGAGCGUAGGAUGAUCAUUCAGCAACGUACAUCAUCGGUGCGUUCUACCGUCGUCACAAACAAGCGAGAGAUUAGCAUUCUAGGUACAUACCGACAACAGUAAACCUGCCCAGCUGAUAAGAGCUUGUUGGGUCAAGAGACAGAGAGUGAACAAUGCAUUAUUGCUGGCGCACCGAUCAGAACGUUUCCAAAUGCCGAAAUGGCCACGCACCAGAAAGCACCCGAUGUGGAAGCACCCCCACAUCGGCCACCUACCUUCACGGAGCUAAGUGAGGUCGCAUCGAUUGGGAGCAACGGAAAGAUAUUGUUUGCAACGGAUGAUUGGUUUGCGCCGGCCGAAUGGAUGCUGAAGGAUACGGAUCCGGUGUUUCUGGCCGACGAGUAUACGCCUUACGGCAAGUGGAUGGAUGGAUGGGAAACGCGUCGCAAGCGGCUUCCAGGGCAUGAUUGGUGUUUAGUCGAGCUCGGUGCACCGACCCGGAUCGCUGGACUGCUUAUUGAUACAGCGUUCUUCACGGGUAACUAUGCACCGCGCGUCUCGGUGCAGGGUGGAACGCUGGAUGGAACGAUGCGCGAAAUGCUGCAAUCGUCGAUCCCUCGUCGACUCGAAGACGACGAUGGUAUGAUGGGGUGCGGAGCGAGUGAAGAGGAACUUGGUAUGGCGAAUCUGCUCGCCACGGACCAGUGGGAGGUGCUGUUGCAACGGGUUGAGUUGCAACCCGGUUACGAAGCUACUCGGAGACAAUAUUUCGCACUUCCGGAGUCGAAACGCACGUUGGUGGUGAAUCACCUGCGCGUCAACAUGUUCCCCGAUGGAGGUAUCGCUCGGUUGCGUGUGUUUGGGUACGUCGAACGAUUGGAAAGAGACAUCGCUAAGCAAUCUUUCGAUCUGAUCGCAAUGCUCAACGGUGGACGAUGCACGGGCUGGUCGAACGCACACUAUGGUCACCCGCGAAAUCUGAUAAAACCGACCGAAGGACGCAAUAUGGGCGAUGGAUGGGAAACCGCACGGAGGCUCGAUCGGCCCCCGGUGUUGCGAUUCGAUGCGAACGGUAUACUGCAAGUGCCGGGUUGCGAAUGGGCCAUCUUUCAGCUGGCCGCUCCCGGGUGGAUCGAGCAGGUGUGCAUCGAUACGAAACACUUCCGUGGUAACUAUCCGGAUAGUGUGCGGUUGGACUAUAUACCAGCAUCUUUUGAAGAGAAUAGCGAUCGAUGGAUUCCAUUAUUGGAAGCAAAAAAGCUCGGUCCUGAUCGGAUGCAUAUUUUUCUGGGAAAACAGUUGCUGGAGCAAAAGCAUGCGGCUGGGAAGAUCCGUGUUACCAUGGCACCGGAUGGAGGUAUUUCGCGGGUCAGGGUUAUUGGUAAGGUUGCGAGCGAGUGAACGAUGGAGUGACCAAUGCGCUUUUACAAUUGAGGCUACUUAAAAUUGUUAAUCUAUUGGUAAUUUGUUUUUGUAAGUAUGUCUUAUCGCACUUAAGAAAAUUAACAAAUAAAAAGGGAAAGCUAAAGCGCGUUUGAAGAUGGUU
Molecule: messenger RNA, 1552 nt
Organism: Anopheles darlingi
Lineage: Eukaryota; Metazoa; Arthropoda; Insecta; Diptera; Culicidae
Product: probable inactive allantoicase
Exons: 2
Coding region: 226-1407 (393 amino acids)
Biological process (GO): allantoin catabolic process
Molecular function (GO): allantoicase activity
Source: RefSeq, a predicted model, not a curated record